CUCGAUUCUUUAAGGGACCAACUUUGAGCCUGUUUAGCCUUGUAAUUUUUUUUCCCAAAACGACAUUAAACUAAAUUUAAGAAAACUAGAAUGAGGUCAACGCUGAGACGCUAAAUUGUUUACAUUUUCGAUUCAUACUUUUAAAAUUCUGCUCUUAAAUUGAACAAAUAACAUAAAAUAAAAACAAGUUUAGCAAGUGAAUUUUGUAAACACCAAAUCUUAAAUGUGUAAUAAAUUAAACUCAGGUGAUAAUUUAACAGAAAAAAGUAUUAACGCGUAAAUGUGUAGAAAUCCAAUCUUUAGUUUCUUUUUGUUUUUGCUAGGUUUGCCUCCAGCAGCUCGUGCGUUUAAAAUCUAUUUUUAAACAUCCGUGUUGUUGUUUUCGAUUAAAUGCUCAAUAUUCGACGUCCUACAUGUAGUCAUCGCGUUUCUGGUUUAUUUUACUUUGAAACAAACGUCGAAAUCUGUAAGUUUUUUAAAAWAUAUAUUUUUAAACCAUUACGAUGGAGCUAGCGCCAUCAAGGACAAGAAGAACAACAGGCAUCCGCCAUCAUUGGAGCGCAGCUCGGCUACGCCUCGUUGAAGAAUGCUGUCGAAAUCCGCUAAAACUCGAAAGUGUUUUUUGUGUGUUAWUAAAAGCACAAAACGCACAGUUCAUUAUUUUAGCGGCUGUUGCUCUGGCUGGUUAACACUGGUGGAAAACAGUAGAAAGAGAAAAAAAAGGGGGCCGCGUGGCGGAGCUUGAUCUCCGCGUCGGAACGGGUGAUGAGGCGUCUCUUCCGAGUGGGGCGCAUUUGGCCGCAGCGCUUCCGAGCUGCCAUUCCUGCCAGUCGGCCAGAGCUGGAAAGCAGAUCUUUCCUCCCCCCCGCAAGUCCGUGGGUCAGCUGGUCGCCUACAGCUGCCUCGUCCCGUCCACGUCCACAUGCGCUUCCUCCUUCCCGUGGAUCCUCCCCAAAACCUCCGCUCCCGACAGAAAACAAUCCUCCAUUACCGAGCGGACGGAGCGACAAAAUGGUCGCUGUGGUGCGUCCUCCGCUACUUUUUGUUGAGAAAUAAGGACAACACUAAUACGCUAAAUUCCGGAUGGAAGGGGGAAAAAAAAGGUCAAAGAAGCUCGACGGAGACUCCUGUAGUCGUGGCUGGAUAUGCUUAGUUGAAGCCCUCUGCGGUGUUAUUUGAGAUUUGAAGCCGUCACAAGCAAUAGGCUAUGUCUCACCAUGCAGCGUAAACGUUUUAGGGGCGGUGUAAUGAACAUAAACCAUUAUGUCGACGCGCAUUCAACCUAAAAUUAUCACUUAAAUCCACGUUUUUUUGAUCCAACACCCUGUAGUUAUAAAUGAAUGGAGAAAUGGAGGUUGCGACCCAAGACCAAGUGUGGGCGCAGGAUGACCUCCUAAAACUGRUGGAAGCCAUGAAAGUGGCCCUGCCGCAGAAGGACCUGACGAAAUACAAGACGUCCGAGUCCCACCUGGACUGGCAGAAGGUAGCCUUCAACUCCUACACGGCAGAGAUGUGUAAGCAGAAAUGGCAGGAAGUGUCUAAAGAGAUUCGUAAAUUCAGAACUCUAACGGAGUUGAUAUUUGAUGCUCAGGACUACAUUAAAAACCCUUAUAAAGGCAAAAAACUAAAGAAGCAUCCAGACUUUCCCAAGAAGCCUUUGACUCCAUACUUCCGUUUCUUCAUGGAAAAAAGAGCCAAAUAUGCAAAGUUGCACCCUGAGAUGAGCAACUUGGAUCUCACUAAAAUACUGUCCAAGAAGUACAGGGAGCUCCCCGACAAAAAGAAGAAAAAGUAUGUGGACGACUUCCUGCGUGACAAGGAGGCGUUCGUACACAGCAUGAUGAGGUUCAGGGAAGAACAUCCAGACCUUAUGGAGAGCAUGACCAAGAAAGGUUCAAAUGUUCCAGAAAAGCCCAAAACCCCCCAACAGUUGUGGUACAACCAUGAGAAGAAGGCCUUCCUCAAGGGGCAUCCUGAUGCCACCACCAAAGAUAUUAAGGACAGUCUUGGUAAACAGUGGACACAGCUGUCAGACAAGAAGAGACUCAAAUGGAUCUCCAAGUCCCUGGAGCAGCAGAAACUGUACGAGGAAACCAUGCGGGAGUACAUCCAGCAGCACCCCGAGUUAAACAUGACCCAGGAGGACAUAGUCAAGUCCACCCUGACCAAGGCCGAGCGGCACCUUAAAGACAAAUCUGACGGCCGACCCGACAAACCUCCUCCGAACGGCUACUCYAUGUUCUGCGCGGAGCUGAUGUCGAGCAUGAAGGACGUUCCCAGCACAGAGCGCAUGGUGAUGUGCAGCCAGAGGUGGAAGCUGCUGAAACAGAACGAGAAGGAUGCCUACCAGAAACGCUGCGAGCAGAGGAAACGGGAGUAUGAAGUCGAUAUGAACAAAUUUCUCAGCACGAUAUCAGAAGUGGAGCAGCAGCGAAUUCUGGGCGAAGAGAAGACGGGUUUUAAAAAGAGUGGUGGAGCCAGCAGUUCUGCAUCGAAAAAGAAAAACGCUAAAACAACGCCCACUUCAGAGAAGCCCAAAAGGCCCAUUUCUGCCAUGUUCAUAUUUGCUGAGGAGAAGCGUCCCAAACUGCAGCAGGAGCGGCCGGACCUCUCCGACAGCGAGCUCAUGAGGUUCUUGGCGCGGAUGUGGAACGAGCUGCCAGACAAGAAGAAGGAGAAGUAUAAACGUUUAGAAAUGGUGCUGAAAGCCGAGUCGGAGAAGAAGGAGAGGGAGGAUCGGAGCCGUUUGCCAGAUCCACCCAAGACGGCUCAGGAGAUCUGGCAGCAGAGCGUUAUCGGAGACUACCUGGCCCGGUUUAAGAACGAUCGGCCGAAAGCACAGAAAGCCAUGGAAACAGUCUGGAGCUCCAUGGAGAAGAAGGAGAAGAUCAUGUGGAUCAAAAAAGCAGCAGAAGACCAGAAAAGAUAUGAGAGGGAUCUGUGUGAGAUGCGUUCUCCAGCCGCCAACGUCGCGUCGAUGAAGAAGAUGAAGUUCGAAGGGGAACCCAAGAAACCACCAUCAAACGGAUACCAGAAGUUCUCCCAGGAGAUGCUGUCCAACGGGGAGCUGAACCACCUCCCCAUGAAGGAGCGCAUGGCCGAGAUAGGCAGCCGGUGGCAGAGGUGUCCGCAGAAGGAGAAGGACCGUUACAGAAAGAUCGCAGAGGAGAAGCAGAGGCAGUACAAAGUCCUGCUGGAGCAGUGGCUCUCUAGCUUAUCUUCACAAGAGAGAAACACGUACAGAGAGUAUAACUCACAGAAAAGAAGAAUCCGAGCCAAACCUGGAGCCCCUCCGCCAAAGAAAGCUGCUAUAGAGCAGGAUGAGGAUGAUGAUGAUGAUGACGACGACGACGACUCUGAGGAUGACGAUGACGACGAGCAGGAAAAGGCUUCUUCUGAUGCAGAUUCGUCCAGUGAGGAGGACGACGACGAUGAUGACGAUGAUAAUGAGGGUGAUGAUGAUGACGACGACAAUGAUGACGARGACGAUGAAGUGGACGACAAAGAAAACAAGUCGGAGGACAGCAGCAGCGAGUCGAACUCUGGAUCGUCGGACUCGGAUUCAGACUGAAACCGUCUUGAAGUCGAGACGAACUGAACAGCGCUGAUCUGAGCCAAGAGCCCAGGGAGGUCCGCCGCUGUGCCAACCCUGCCCCCCACCCCUCCCCCCACCACACACACACACACAUAUUGCUCCAUCCAUCUGACCCUCACCCACAGUGGGAGGAGACCCUGGAAUCGUCUCCCUCCCAGGACGAGUUAACAUUGAACCAAAAACAUCCCACUGGUUUGGUGAUGUCACGAACGUUUCUCCCCCCGCGUUCAGUUACACGGUAAAAGUUAGGGCUACCCUCCGGCGUUUUCUUUUAUUCUUGUUUUAUUUUUUUCCCAGUAGCAGGAGUUGUAAACGGGCUUCAGAGAGCCAAAGAACACAGCUCGGUGGAUCAGUUCAGGAGGGGACGGGUGUGUGUGCGGGACACAGAGAGAGAGAGAGAGAAGAAAAAAAAGAAAAAUUGCACUCUGAAUGUUUUUUUUUUUUGUAAUAUUUCUUCCAUAGGUUUUCUUCCUUUUCUGUACUCUCAAGAUACGAUGUAGAUAUUUUGGUUUGGUUCUUACAGAAGUGGUAUUUUUUCAGGAAAAAAAAAGCAAGUCAAGCCAUUAUGAAUGUUUCUUUUUUUUGCUGGAAGUUGUCGAAUCUCUUUACUUCACCCCCUGUUCUGUAAAGAUAAACCCGUGGACUUUGUGUUUUAUUGUCUUACUUUGAUGCAGGUUGGACACCAGUUUACAAAAAAAAAGUGGUAAAUUGAAUUUGUUGUAGUUGUGAGUGAACCCACAUGAAUUCAGUGCAGAGAUUUUUCUUCAAAGCUACAGUUAAUCUGUACAAAAACACCAAAUUUAAGGUCAAAAACACGAAUUGACGAAAACGAUGGAGCUGAACGUCUUUAAAGGCACAUUUCCUCCUCUGCAAAUUACAAACCUGCAUUUAUUUCCCCCCCGAAAUAUUUCAUUUUGCGAAGAUUUCUGUUUUGAGCCAACUGAAUGGUUUUUAUCUGUUUUCAAGUUAAUUUAAAUUUUAAUAGCUGUAAUCAUUUAGGGGGUUGUCUGCUUAUCCCAAAAGAAAAAAAAGGUGCAAUUACACCCGUCUCUCUGCGUGUGCAUGCACAGUACGAUGUAUAUAUGAGAGAGUGAGUGUGUGUGUGUGUGUUUUGCUUUAUUGUGGACUCUUUUUGCCGUUUCGUUGCAAACCGUGACACGAGCGCAGCUGCAGACCUGCGCCCGUGUAGGACGUCAUACAAACAUGAAUGUAGAUAUUGUUUGUCUUUUAGAUAUUUCGUUUUCCCAAAGGUCUUCGCUGUCAUGCCAUUGAUUACCAGAACACAGACUGACGAUGGGACUUCUGAACUUUGAGUUUUUCCGGACGUUGCAGCUCUCCGCAGAGAUUUUGACCUUAUUCUCUGAAACUAAACCAGCAUGGAGAAGAGCAAACUGACAGGAACAAAACAAGGGAUUUGAGGACUUGAGCGACUAAAGGACCUGGAGGUGUAAAGUGUAAUGUUUUUCUGUAAAUAGUUUUUGUUUGUUUUUUUGUAUUGAGUGUUUAUUGUUUUGUUAGUACUUUUAAUUUUCAUCUGUGAUUUCACUCACAGGAGGAGAGUUUUGGUUGAAAUCACCCGUUUUACUUCUCUCCUUGUGUUGGUUUAUAGAAAUAUAUGCGACAGCAAAGCUUUACAGGUUUGUACUGCUGGUCAUUUGACAGGAUUUGAUGUUUUAUAUAGGCGAGGGUGUUCUUAUGUCCUUGUAGUUUAAGUAUUUGAGCAAAUAAAAGAAAAAUACUU
Molecule: messenger RNA, 5336 nt
Organism: Austrofundulus limnaeus
Lineage: Eukaryota; Metazoa; Chordata; Actinopteri; Cyprinodontiformes; Rivulidae
Gene: ubtf
Product: upstream binding transcription factor
Exons: 21
Coding region: 1337-3571 (744 amino acids)
Source: RefSeq, a predicted model, not a curated record